GUAACACUUAUCUCCCGGUAAUUUACAUAAUGAUCAGUUCAGAUUUUGUUAUCAACAUUAAACCAUGAACUUUGCGGGAAAAGUUGUGCUUAUCACUGGAGCAAGUUCUGGGAUAGGAGCAGCUACAGCAAUAAAAUUUGCAAAAUUAGGCGCCUUACUCGCUCUAAAUGGACGCAAUGCCGAGAAUUUGAAAGCUGUAGCAAGCCAAUGUUCCUGCGUUGGUAAGGAACCUAUUUUAGUUUUGGGCGACAUUUCCAAAGAAGCUGAUACAGAAAGGGUUUGGCAUGAGACGUUACAAAAAUACAAAAAGUUGAAUGUAUUAGUUAACAAUGCAGGUAUAAUUGAGACCGGUAGUAUUGAAAACACCAACCUAGAACAAUAUGAUCGUGUGAUGAACACCAAUUUACGAGCUAUAUACCACCUAACAAUGUUAGCCGUACCUGAACUGAUUAAAAGCAAAGGCAAUAUUGUAAAUGUUUCCAGCGUAAAUGGAAUACGUUCAUUUCCGGGUGUGCUAGCUUACAAUAUUUCGAAGAUGGGAGUAGAUCAAUUUACAAGGUGUGUUGCUUUGGAAUUGGCCGCCAAGGGUGUGCGUGUGAAUUGUGUUAAUCCUGGUGUUACCGUUACUAAUUUACACAAGCGCGGCGGUAUGGAUGAAGAAACAUAUAAAAAGUUUUUAGAACAUUCGCAAACAACACAUGCUCUAGGUCGGCCUGGCACAGCAGAUGAAGUGGCAAAUGCAAUCUCUUUUUUGGCUAGUGAUUUGGCCACUUUCACGACUGGUGUAAGCUUGGCUGUAGAUGGCGGUCGACAUGCUAUGUGCCCUCGAUAAUGGAGUAAUGUAACAGAAAAUUGCAUUUAUUUUUCUGGUUUUUAUAAUAAAUUGUAUUUUCUUGUUAAAAAAGUUUUGUACUUUCCUUGAUACCGCAAAUAAAAAGUAUACAUACAUCUACAUAAAUAAAUUAUUUAUCAGCAAAUACAAUGUUAGCUGAACCAACAGUGAAGAAUAUAAA
Molecule: messenger RNA, 1013 nt
Organism: Bactrocera tryoni
Lineage: Eukaryota; Metazoa; Arthropoda; Insecta; Diptera; Tephritidae
Product: 3-oxoacyl-[acyl-carrier-protein] reductase FabG-like
Exons: 1
Coding region: 65-832 (255 amino acids)
Molecular function (GO): oxidoreductase activity
Source: RefSeq, a predicted model, not a curated record